CAUUUUGCAGGUUAUGAAACAAUGGUCGUGAAAUCGAAGUUAGCUCGGAUGAUGUCUCAUGAAGAUUUUGCAAGGUGUGAAGUGAAAGUAAGCCAGAGUGCACCACCAACACCACUUCCAACACGUCUUGUCAAUGAUAGUGUCGUCGGUGGUGGAAUAGCAGUUAGCGACACAAUGACAUCAACAUCUAGUAUAGCGCCAACUGAAGUUAGCAGCAGUUUACAGAAUUUAGCAUCCAAUAAUGUAUCCACCACCGAUAGCUUAUCAAGUGGAAUGACCAAAUCAACCAUAGCUUAUUCGGAUGACAAUUGGGAAAUACCGUUUGAAACAAUUACUCAUUUGGAGUGGCUUGGCUCAGGAUCUCAGGGGGCUGUAUUUAGUGGUCAACUGAAUGACCGUUUAGUUGCGGUGAAAAAAGUGAAAGAUAAAUCGGAAACGGAAAUCAAGCAUUUGCAACAUCUCAAUCAUGAAAAUCUCAUCAAAUUCAUAGGCGUUUGUACUCAGUCGCCCUGUUUCUGCAUAGUGAUGGAAUACUGUGCUCAGGGACAACUUUAUGAAGUAAUUAGAAGUGGUCAUCAUAUUGUAAAAGAUACGUUUGGCGAAUGGGCUCGUCAAAUUGCUGAUGGAAUGAAUUAUUUGCAUCAGAAACACAUUAUACAUCGUGAUCUCAAGUCACCUAACAUUUUGGUUGAUAACAGUGACAUAUUAAAAAUUUGUGAUUUUGGUACCUCACAUCAGUGGGAUAAGGGAAAAAGUACUGUAAUGUCAUUUUGUGGCACUGCUGCUUGGAUGGCGCCUGAAAUCAUCAAGAAAGAACCAUGCUCUGAAAAAGUCGAUAUUUGGAGCUUUGGAGUUGUAUUGUGGGAGCUGCUGACACAGGAAAUCCCUUACAAAGAUGUUGAUUCUAUGGCGAUCAUUUGGGGUGUUGGCUCAAAUAAUUUGAGCUUACCAAUACCAGAUACCGCACCCGAAGGGUUGAAAUUGUUGCUGAAGCAAUGCUGGAGCAUCAAACCACAGAAUCGUCCUUCUUUCUCACAAAUUUUGAAGCAUAUCGCGGUUUUCAAGGUAACGUUUGAGCUGCCCAACGGGGAAUGUAAAGCAAAAAAGGGUCAAAAUGCCAAGGAUAAGGAGAAGAGGUUAAGGAAGAAGUGCUUUGUAAUUGGAGCAUUGACAAAUGAAUAG
Messenger RNA from Loa loa (African eye worm), 1182 nucleotides. RefSeq names its product TKL/MLK/LZK protein kinase. Gene Ontology annotation, biological process: protein phosphorylation. NCBI's taxonomy places the organism in Eukaryota, Metazoa, Nematoda, Chromadorea, Rhabditida, Onchocercidae. Gene Ontology annotation, molecular function: JUN kinase kinase kinase activity; ATP binding. Bases 22 to 1182 code for a protein of 386 amino acids. The transcript has 7 exons. The record is from RefSeq and is a predicted model, not a curated record.